Camellia sinensis is the source of this 1524-nucleotide messenger RNA. Lineage: Eukaryota; Viridiplantae; Streptophyta; Magnoliopsida; Ericales; Theaceae. The record is from RefSeq and is a predicted model, not a curated record.
AUGCCCACCGAACAGGAAAAACACUGCGCUUCGGAAGCAUGGAAACUCUUUAUUGGAAACAUCUGGCAGCUCUAUGCCGAUGGAUCAUCCAAUAACCGAGGCUCGGGGGCAGGAGUAGUACUUAUCUCACCAGAGGGAUUUAUUUGGGAGCAGGCUCUCAGGCUCAGUUUGAAGGCUUCUAACAAUGAGGUGGAAUACGAAGCAUUGCUGGCUGGCUUAUGUAGUGCCGAACACUUUAGUGCAGAACAACUUCUUGUUUUCAGCGACUCGCAACUGGUGGUAAACCAGCUUUCUGGGGUCUAUGAAAUACGAGACGAAAGAAUGGCUAUUCGAGACAAAAAUAGCCAUGCUGAUGCUCUGGCUUGCCUCGGCUCAUCAGUAGAUACUAAAGAUGCUAGAAAAGUUUGGGUUGAGUUCGUGCCAGAACCAAGCAUUGCAUCUCCAGUCCUCUGCAGCAACUUAGAGCCAAGCUGGAUGGAUCCGAUACUUGUUUUUCUAAAAUCUAGCACUCUCUCCGAAGAUAAAAAGGAAGCCAUCAAAGUCAGACACAGGUCAACUCAGUUUUGGAUCUCACCAUCUGGGAAGCUGUAUAGACGCUCCUAUCUCGACCCUUAUCUUCUAUGUGUGCAUCCAAAUCUGGUCGAAAAUGUUCUCUAUGAAAUUCACGAUGAGAUUUGUGGAUGCCACGUUAGUGGAAGCUACCCAAAACUCUCACUCCACUCACUAGUCCGUGGCCCUUUGCCCAAUGGGGUCUGGAUAUUGUCAGACCAUUGGCACGAGGCACAGGGAACAGAUGAUUUUUCAUCGCUGCAACCAACUAUUUUCACUAAGUGGGUUGAAGUCGAAGCACUAGCAAGUAUCAAAGAAGCAGACACAAAACGAUUCGUCAUGAGGAACGUAGUAGUGCGUUUUGGCAUGCCGCGGGUACUGAUUACAGAUAAUGGAACACAGUUUGAUGGAAAGAUCUUUAGAAAGUUUUGUGCCAACCUCAGAAUCGAAUAUCGGAACUCUUCUCCAGGGUACCCACAAAGUAAUGGGCAGGCAAAAACGUCAAACAAAACCAUCAUCAACGGAGUAAAGAAACGACUUGAACAUGCAAAAGGAAAAUGGGUAGAAGAGUUACCCCACAUGCUAUGGGCGUACCGAACCACAGCACGGCGCUCAACGGGGGAAACACCUUACUCCCUGACUUAUGGAAUGGAAGCCAUCAUCCCACUUGAAGUAGGUCUCCCAACCCUCCGGUCUGAAUUGUUUGAAAGCACCAAUAAUGAGGAAGCUAUUGCACAAGCACUGGAUAUGGCAGAAGGCCAAAGAGAAGCCGCACUGAUCAGACUUAUAGCAUAUCAGCAGCAGCUCAUCAAGAGUUUCAAUCAAAAAGUUUUCCCAAGACAAUUCACACCUAGAGAACUGGUUUUGAGGAAAGUCAUGGAUCACAAAUGGGUACCUGGCAAAGGAAAACUUGGGCCUAAUUGGGAGGCCCCUACAAAGUCACAGUUGUUGCUGGAAACGGAGCUUACUACCUAG